UCAACAGCUCUCAGUGAUGGCAAAACUUGCAGUGGUUGUAGCAUUUCUACUGAUAGGAAUCAAUGGAUUCCUGUCGAUUGAGAAAAGUUCCUUUGUAGCUGCUUCAGGUUUCGGCCAUGAAAUUGUGGCAGCCGUAUUGGAUUCCCUCAAUUUGAACUUGCACAAAGCCAACCAACUACUGGAAAAGCAGCACAACGCGAUAAAAGCAAUACAUUCACAGCUCGCUAACAUACGGACAGAAAUCCAAACGAUCAAGAGAAUCGAAGCCGGUAUGAAGAAGGACAUCGAUUCGCUACGCGCAGAGAUUUCAAACAACGAAAACAAGCAACAGGAAAGGCUGGAAAUGCAAAACCUCGAAACGAAAACCACCAAUGAAGCGCUACGUGCUGAGCUUGCCGAUAUGAGAGAAAUGAUCCGUAACAUCCAACAAUCUCAGCUGAGAAACGACCCUCCAGCAAUAAAAAGAACCUCGAGUACAACCCAUGGUCCAUAUAAAAGCAUUAACGGAUUUCAACCGAUUAAAACCGCUACUCCUAUUAAAACUAGUCGAAGUUGUAAUCAACUGAUAUGAAUCUAGAUAUUUAGCAACCAUGUUCUGUAUGGCUGAUAAGAGCAUGAGUUGAUCGGCUAACGAUCGGAAAUGUGAUUCAACAUCGAAUGAGCAAGAGGAAGUUUCGAAAGCUCCUGAAGUAUUUUUAAGUGCAUCUGGACAUUAACAACAGCAAGGAACCAGAAACACUCUACAGGAUAACAUAAGUUUCAGGGGAAAAAUCCUCUAAAAAUAAGUUCUGGUGAAUUCCUAUACCAUCGUUGAAGAGAGUAAAUGGAAAAAAGUGACUUUCUGUGUUCAAUACUCCAUAUUUGAACCAUCCGGAAUUCAUCAGUCCCACAUAGGAGUAGUUAUUUCAUUCCGUUUCUCUGUAUGGAAUAUCAUAGAUCAGGGGUGUGAUUUCAAUAUAGAACU
Molecule: messenger RNA, 964 nt
Organism: Uranotaenia lowii
Lineage: Eukaryota; Metazoa; Arthropoda; Insecta; Diptera; Culicidae
Exons: 2
Coding region: 17-571 (184 amino acids)
Source: RefSeq, a predicted model, not a curated record